Alosa sapidissima (American shad) is the source of this 2264-nucleotide messenger RNA. RefSeq names its product sodium/hydrogen exchanger 2-like. Gene Ontology annotation, molecular function: sodium:proton antiporter activity. Bases 35 to 2029 code for a protein of 664 amino acids. Gene Ontology annotation, biological process: sodium ion transport; regulation of pH; proton transmembrane transport. Gene Ontology annotation, cellular component: membrane. The transcript is spliced from 12 exons. Lineage: Eukaryota; Metazoa; Chordata; Actinopteri; Clupeiformes; Clupeidae. The record is from RefSeq and is a predicted model, not a curated record.
UCUUGCUCCAGGUCAUCACGCUGAGACCUUUCAGAUGUUCAAUGUGGACUACAGCCAUGUACAGGUGCCUUUUGAGAUUGUGCUGUGGAUUAUGCUGGCUUCCUUGGCUAAACUGGCGUUCCACUGGUCAGGGCGUCUCCCCUCCGUCAUGCCCGAGAGCUGCCUGCUCAUCGUGGUGGGCCUGCUGGUGGGCGGGGCCAUCUACGGUGUCCGCCACACGCCCCCACCCACCCUGAGUGCUGACGCCUUCUUCCUGUUCCUGUUGCCGCCAAUCGUGCUGGACGCUGGCUACUUCCUGCCGGGAAGGCUGUUCUUCGAGAACCUGGGCACCAUCCUGCUGUACGCUGUGGUCGGCACGAUGUGGAACGCGCUGGGCAUCGGGUUCUCGCUGCGCGGCCUGUGCCUGGUGGUGCCCGGCGAGGCGCUGCAGGGCCUCUCGCUGUUCCACUGUCUGCAGUUCGGCAGCCUGAUCGCCGCCGUCGACCCUGUGGCUGUGCUGUCCGUGUUCGAGGAGAUACAUGUCAACGAGCAGCUGCACAUCCUAGUGUUUGGAGAAUCACUGCUCAAUGAUGCAGUCGCCGUGGUGACGUAUAAGCUGUUUGAGUCGUUCCUGCGCAUGCCGUCUCUGAGCAGCAUGGACGUGCUGGUGGGGGCCUUCCAGGUGCUGCUGGUGGGUGCAGGCGGCGUGGUGGUGGGCGUCUUCUUCGGCCUGGUGGCGGCGCUGGUCACCCGCUUCACUGACCGCGCACAAGUAAUCGCGCCACUCUUCGUCUUCCUCUUCAGCUACCUGUCCUACCUCACCUCCGAGAUGCUGCACAUCUCCGGAAUCAUGGCUAUCAUGUCGUGCGCGGUGAGCAUGAAGCAGUACGUGGAGGCCAACAUCUCAGAGAAGUCGCACACGACCAUCAAGUACUUCCUGAAGAUGUGGAGCAGCGUGAGCGAGACGCUCAUCUUCAUCUUCCUCGGCGUGUCCACCAUCCAGGACAAGCACAUGUGGAACUGGCCCUUCGUCACCGGCACGCUCUUCCUCUGCCUGGCCUGGCGCGCUGUGGGUGUGCUGCUUCUGACAGCCGUGAUCAACAAGGUGCGCCGCAACACUGUGACGUUUAGGGACCAGUUCAUCAUCGCCUACGGUGGCCUGCGAGGGGCAAUCUGUUUCUCUCUGGUGUUCCUCAUGGACGACUUUCCCAUGAAGAAGCUUCUCAUAACCACCACCAUCACCGUCAUCCUCUUCACCGUGUUUGUGCUGGGUAUGACUAUUAAGCCUCUUGUGGAACUGCUGGAGGUGAGGAAGAGGAGUGAUCUAGAUCUUCCCUCACUGGGGGAGGAGAUACACUGCAGAGUUUUGGACCACCUGAUGACUGGGAUUGAGGAAGUUGUCGGCUACACCGGUCAGCACCACUGGAAAGACAAGUUUGACCAGUUCAACAACAGGUACCUGCGUAAGUUCCUGGUCCGUCAGGACAAGCAGCCCAAGUCUAGCCUGGUGAGGCUCUACCAGAAACUUCAGCGUCGUGACCAGAAGAGAGAGGAGAUGAGGAAAGACGAGGAGUGUGUGAUGGAAACUACUCAGAGCCGGGUUUUGCUGCCAGAGGAGAUGGACAGCAUCAGGAGGAUUCUCACCACAAAUCUGUAUGACUUCAACAAAAGGCAUAUGAUGGCUUAUAGCAGACACGAGCUGUCUCCAGAAUUCUUUAUGGACCACACAUCACACCACUCCUUGUGCAAACCUCAAAGCCUGGGAGACCAGACACUCUACCUUUCUCACACCCUUUCAACUCAGUACGAACAUGAAUAUGAACAUGAGACAUACAGAGAUGGCCACAGACGUCUCUCCAGGUCAACAGAAGGGGCCCUGCUCAGCCACAACGGCCCCGGAGAGCUGCCUCGAGAUGGGCAUACAGAUGCCGACUCCGCCCCUGGCGCUGCUCCGGCUCCUGGUUCUUCCCUGGCCCGCAGCUCCACCACCAGCGCCUGCAAAGUGCCCAAGAAACUCAGCUUCAUCCUGGAGAACGAGAGAGACAAAUAGCAACAAGGUCGCCAAAGAAAAGGACACAUAAGAAAGAAGACACACACACACAGAAAAAAAAACAUAGGUUUCAGUAUGAACUUUUGUCGAUGUUUGAGGAGAAGUCUGUAUAUAAGAUUCUUUCCUGCAUUCUUUUAUUGCAUGUUUUAUAAGAAAGGACUGUAUAUAAAAUGCCUUCUUGGCGAAAUGUUCAAACGAUUGUGACUGACUCGAAAUGUAUCACUCAAGACAGAAG